CGGCAUCGCGCCGCGACACGCGUCACCGCGACACGUCACCGCGCCGCGACACGCGGGCCAUGGCGGCGCUCUGGAGGGGCUGCGGGCGGCUGCUGGCGCGGCGGCCCGGGGCAAAGCAGGCGCUCACGGCCGGGGCCCUCAUGGGAGCUGGGGAUGUGAUUGCACAGCAGCUGGUGGAGCAGCGGGGGCUGCACGGGCACCACUGCCCCCGCACCCUGAAAAUGAUGGCCAUUGGCUUCUGCUUUGUGGGCCCUGUUGUGGGCAGCUGGUACAGGAUCCUGGACUGGCUCAUCCCAGGGAAUACAAAAGUUGUGGCUGUGAAGAAGGUGAUCCUGGACCAGGGGGGAUUCGCUCCGUGCUUCCUUGGCUGCUUCCUGGCUGUCACAGGCGCCACCAACGGGCUGUCGCUGCAGGAGAACUGCUCCAAGAUCCAGCAGGACUACAUGGAUGCCCUGAUGACCAAUUACUGUAUCUGGCCGCCCGUGCAGAUUGCGAACUUCUACUUCGUGCCUCUGCAGCACAGGCUGGCUGUUGUCCAGUGUGUUGCCAUCGUCUGGAACUGCUACCUGUCCUGGAAGGCGAAUCGGAUGUGAGGCAGGAGCCGUGUCCCGUGCCUGUGCCCAGCCUGUGCCCUGCCUGACCCUGAGCUGGCAGUGGGCACGCGUGGCAUGGGCAGGCUGGACACGCAGGGGCCUGCAGCAGCCACCCCGCUCUUCUCUCAGGGGAGCACCAGCCCCUGUGGCCACAGCCCUUGCUGCUCCAGGGACAGGAUGGUGCCAGGACAGCCUGGAUCUGCUCUAUCCGUGCUGUGCAUGGUCUCCAUCUGUGCCCAGCCAUUUCUGAGCCCUGCACACAGGGUGCUCCUGCCCCGAGUGGCGCCCUGACCUCCCCCACGGCACAUCCUGAGGGAAAAGAGGAGUGGGAAUGGAGCAGGGCUGGCCCUGGGCUGGCUGUGCCCCGGGCACUGAGCUGGCGUCACUGCAGGGGAUGCUCCUGCUGAGAACGGGGUUUGCUGUGGCUCUGCUGUGGACAGGCACAGCCUCAAUAAACAGUGCUCUUCACUU
This is a messenger RNA of Passer domesticus (house sparrow), 1064 nucleotides long. It is a transcript of the gene MPV17, whose product is annotated as mitochondrial inner membrane protein MPV17. The transcript has 7 exons. The record is from RefSeq and is a predicted model, not a curated record. Gene Ontology annotation, biological process: cellular response to reactive oxygen species. Gene Ontology annotation, cellular component: cytoplasm; mitochondrion; membrane. Bases 60 to 593 code for a protein of 177 amino acids. NCBI's taxonomy places the organism in Eukaryota, Metazoa, Chordata, Aves, Passeriformes, Passeridae.